ACCAAUUUCAGAAAUCCAGAGUCAGAUUGUUUUUCCCUCAAUAAUCCGUCACGGCGGAGAGACGGAGGAGGAGGCUACUCAAUGUCGACGGUGUACGUAUUGGAGCCGCCGACGAAAGGCAAGGUGAUCAUCACGACAACCUACGGGCCUUUAGACGUCGAGCUCUGGCCAAAAGAGGCCCCCAAAGCUGUCCGAAACUUCGUGCAGCUCUGCCUUGAAGGCUACUAUAACAACACCAUCUUCCACCGAAUCAUCAAAUCUUUCCUCAUUCAAGGGGGUGAUCCAACCGGCACUGGCACUGGAGGAGAGAGUAUCUAUGGGGGUGUGUUCCCUGAUGAAUUCCACUCCCGCCUUAGAUUCAAACACAGGGGUUUGGUUGCAUGUGCUGGUUCCGGCUCACCCAAUACAAAUGGAAGUCAAUUUUUUAUAACAUUAGAUAAAUGUGAUUUUCUAGACAAGAAGCACACAAUUUUUGGAAAGGUAACUGGGGAUUCAAUCUACAAUCUUUUGAGUCUCGGCGAAAUUGAAACUGACAAUGAUGACAGGCCAUUGGAUCCUCCCCCUAAAAUCCUUUCUAUUGAGGUAUUUUGGAACCCAUUUGACGACAUUAUUCCACGGGUGACACCUAAAACUGCUUUAGUGCCUUUAGCUGACAAUGACCAACAGGGUAAAAAGCGGAAACCUAAAAAAAACUUGAAUUUGCUUUCAUUUGGCGAAGAAGCAGAGGAAGAGGAGAAAGAUUUGUCUGCAAUCAAUGUCAGGAUAAAAAGCAGUCAUGAUAUACUGGAUGAUCCACGCCUUCUGAAGGAAGAAAACCAUGAUGAAAGUUUGACAUCAUCUGAGAACAAAAUAAGAAGGGACGUGCAGUUAAGUGUCAAAGAAGCAUUGCGCUCAAAGGGGAAUGCAGUAGCGAGAGAACCAGACGCAAAACCUCAUCAAUCCCAUAGUGAAGAAGAAGAUGAUGAUGACGAUACUGGCUUUGAUGUACGAAUGCGUAGGCAGAUAUUGGAAAAAAGAAAGGAACUUGGAGAUAUGCCAAGCAAGCAGAAGUUGCGAAAAGAGAACUCCAAGACAAGGGCGCGCUCCUCGUCUCCUUCAAGGUCUGCCAAAGAAUAUGAUGACCGACCAAAAAUUGAAAGAUUGUCUAUAAAGAAAAAGGGAAUAGGGUCUGAUGCUAGGGUUGAACGCUUGGCUUGUGCUGAUACAGACCUGCAAUUACUAAAUGGAACUGAACGUGAUAGACACUUGUUGAAGCUAAAACGGCGCAGGCGCCAUGGGCAGGAAGAUGUGGUGUUAGCGAAACUAGAAAAGUUUAAGAAUUUGAUUUCUUCAAAGCCGCAUACUGUUAGUGGUGAAAAUGAUGGAGAAAAGGGUGAGGACCUAUCUGGUUGGGCAUCUGCCAAGCUAAAAUUUGACCCUGAGCCUUCAAAGAACAAUAUGUCGCGCAACAAUGACCCGAAUGACUAUUUGGUGCAUGACCCACUUUGGGAGAAAGGCAAAGAGAAGUUCAAUAAAAUGCAAGUGAAGCAGAAGCGCCGAGAACGAGAAUGGGCAGGAAAGUCCAUUACUUGAAAUUCUCCAUUCUUGUGCUAGCAUGAAAUGUAGUUUAUAUAUAUUGAUACCUUCUGCUUGAUGGGCUGAAUCAAGUCCUCUUUCCGUGUUUUUUCGGUGCCAAAAAAUGAAUGAAUAUUUCGAUGCUAAGAGGAAUCUUUAUCAAAUUUGUACAUGUUCUAUAAGACUGAAUUUGAAACAAUGGCAUUAACUCAUCAUUAGCCGUCACUCUAUAUAUCUCAUUAUUUUGUACAAAAAUGAUUGGGGGUUACCAAGAAUUUGACACUAUAGUGAUACCAAGUCUUUUUUUCACAAACACAUUUCAGAUGAUAACAACUUUAUGUGUGUUUAGUUGGAUGUUGGAAGAAACAAAAGCCCCCGCGGAGCUGUCCACAGCAGUGGAUCCAAACCCUUCGCCCGGCGCGUGCACUGCACCUCCCUCUCUGCUCCCUCCCCUGUCUGUUGUCUUCUCCGCUGCUGCUCAGCCAGACACAGAGAGCGAGUUCGCGCAUACGAUGGAGGAGGAGGAGCACGGCGAGGCGGAAGUGCUUGGCUCGAGCUAUACGAUGGAGAAAGUCGCCGCCGCAAAGCAAUUCAUCGAGAACCACUACAGGAAUCAGAUGAAGAGCAUACAGGAACGCAAAGAGAGGCGGUGGGUUCUCGAAAGAAAACUAGCUACUUCUGAUGUGCCCAAAGAAGAGCAACUAAAUCUGAUCAAGGAUCUAGAACGAAAAGAGACCGAGUACAUGAGGCUUAGGAGGCACAAGAUAUGUGUGGAUGACUUUGAGCUUCUAACAAUAAUUGGUAGAGGAGCCUUUGGUGAGGUCAGGUUAUGUAGAGAGAAGAAAUCGGGAAACAUUUAUGCUAUGAAGAAGUUGAAGAAAUCUGAAAUGCUCACAAGAGGACAGGUGGAACAUGUGAGAGCAGAGAGAAAUUUAUUGGCAGAAGUGGCCAGUCAUUGCAUUGUGAAACUGUAUUAUUCAUUCCAAGAUGCCGAAUACCUUUAUCUUGUGAUGGAGUAUCUACCAGGUGGUGAUAUGAUGACUCUGUUAAUGAGAGAGGAUACACUGAGUGAGGACGUGGCUAAGUUUUACAUUGCCCAGAGUGUACUUGCCAUAGAGUCCAUUCACAAGCAUAACUAUAUUCACAGGGAUAUUAAACCUGAUAACCUUCUUCUGGAUAAAAAUGGUCACAUGAAGCUCUCUGAUUUUGGUCUUUGUAAGCCCCUUGAUUGUAGAACUCUAUCUACUCUAAAUGAAAAUGAAGCUAUGGGUGAUGAGAGCAUUAGAGAUCCAAUGGACAUUGAUGGUGGCUUCCCUGAUGCUGGCAAUAUUAGCUGGAGAAGUCCACGGGAACAGCUCCAACAUUGGCAAAUGAACAGACGGAAGCUGGCAUUUUCAACCGUUGGCACACCAGACUAUAUUGCCCCUGAGGUUCUGUUGAAGAAAGGAUAUGGCAUGGAAUGUGACUGGUGGUCCCUUGGUGCAAUUAUGUAUGAAAUGCUUGUUGGCUAUCCCCCAUUUUACUCAGAUGAUCCCAUAACUACUUGCAGGAAGAUAGUUCAUUGGAGAUAUCACCUAAAAUUUCCCGAAGAUGCGAAAUUGUCACCCGAAGCAAAGGAUCUAAUAUGUAGGUUAAUAUGUGAUGUAGAUAACAGACUUGGAACUGGUGGUGCCAGCGAAAUCAAGGCUCAUCCUUGGUUCAGGGGUAUCAUGUGGGAGAAGCUGUAUGACAUGAAUGCUGCAUUCAAACCAGAAAUCAACGGGGAGCUGGACACUCAAAAUUUUAUGAAAUUUGAUGAAUUGGAUCCUCCGACACCUGCAAGAACUGGCUCUGGACCUUCACGUAAGAUGUUACUGACUCCCAAGGAUUUAAGUUUCGUGGGGUAUACAUACAAAAACUUUGAUGCGGUGAAGGCACUACUGAACUCUUCCGGCAAUUCAAAAGAGAAUCCAGGAACGAACAAACCAGCAGCAGGGGAAACAGGCAUACACAUGAUCACAUCAACAUGUGAUGCAAUGUUACCAUAACAAAGGCUGACCAGUUCUUCAAAACCUACAAAUGGGACGUAGCAUGUAUCUGCCUAUUUGAUCAGGUUUGCUCGUCCCUGCUCCAUCAUCUACGCUUGUUCCUAAAUUUACUGAACUUCCCUCCGUGUAAUUGUACAGUGUGCUUGAAAAACAAUGUAAUAGCUGGAUUCAAUAUAACUUUCAAGGAGGG
Molecule: messenger RNA, 3771 nt
Organism: Cuscuta campestris
Lineage: Eukaryota; Viridiplantae; Streptophyta; Magnoliopsida; Solanales; Convolvulaceae
Source: the annotation of a GenBank genome assembly